Messenger RNA from Solanum tuberosum (potato), 825 nucleotides. RefSeq lists its product as uncharacterized. The transcript has 2 exons. Bases 1 to 825 code for a protein of 274 amino acids. NCBI's taxonomy places the organism in Eukaryota, Viridiplantae, Streptophyta, Magnoliopsida, Solanales, Solanaceae. The record is from RefSeq and is a predicted model, not a curated record.
AUGCAUAAUGAUUUAACUGGGAUUGGUCAGAAAGUUAAUGCCCAUGUAGUGUCGAUCAAGCAACUUGAGCAACAGUUUUGUCAGUUGUCCGCUACUUGGAACCUACGCCAGCCUGCCCCAUUUUAUAGCAACACCAUCCAAAAUCCAAAAAAUGAUGGGCAUUGUAUGGAAGUCACUACUCGCAGAGGAAAACAGACUAUAGAUCCCCCCAUGUCAUCUGAGGUUGAAAAAGUGAUAAGAAAUAAUGAGGAUGAGAAUGAGAGGCCUGGGUAUGCGAAAUUCAUGAAAGACUUGGUGACCAAAAAGAGGGCUGUCAGUUUCGAGAAUGAAGAGAAGUUACAACAUUGUAGUGUUAUUUCUACUAUGUCACUUGUGCAGAAGAAAGAGGAUCCUGGAGCUUUCACUAUUCCUUGCACCAUUGGGAUAUUGCACUUUGCGAAAGCAUUAUGUGAUUUGGGGGGCCACAUUGACUUGAUGCCAUUAUCGAUCUAUAAGAAGUUGCGCCUAGGAGCUCCAAAGCCGACUGCGAUGCGUUUACUUAUGGCCUAUAGAACUGUGAAGAGGCCCAUUGGAGUGCUACAAGAUGUCCUUGUGAAAGUGGAGUCAUUAAUCCUUUCGGCAGACUUUGCUAUACUAGAUUUUGAGGUUCCUAUCAUCUUAGGGAGACUAUUUCUUGCUACUGGGCGCGCGUUGGUUGAUAUGGAGAGAGGUCAGAUGAAGUUUCGUUUAAACAAUGAGGAGGUUACUUUUAACAUUUGUAGAUCUAUGAAGCAUGAGUAUGAUCUUAAGUCGGUAUCGGUGGUCAAUCAUAUUGAGGAGCAAUAA